This is a messenger RNA of Hyalella azteca, 4476 nucleotides long. RefSeq lists its product as uncharacterized. Gene Ontology annotation, biological process: chemical synaptic transmission; G protein-coupled receptor signaling pathway, coupled to cyclic nucleotide second messenger. The transcript has 3 exons. Gene Ontology annotation, cellular component: membrane; dendrite. The record is from RefSeq and is a predicted model, not a curated record. Gene Ontology annotation, molecular function: neurotransmitter receptor activity; G protein-coupled serotonin receptor activity. The coding region runs from base 853 to 3363 and encodes 836 amino acids. Lineage: Eukaryota; Metazoa; Arthropoda; Malacostraca; Amphipoda; Hyalellidae.
UCAGGCGGCCGUUGUAAUGCUGCUGCUUCUUCCAGUAUUUUACGUCUUCCAUGGCGACCAAAACCACCUGCAACUUAGAGACGGCGACUAUGUUGUCGUGCAGUGUAAAUCUGUGAAAUUAGCUAGAUUUAUCUAUUAUUUCAGUUGGAUUCAUUAAAUCCAGUAAAGCAAUAAAUCUCCGAGACUAAGUCUAAUAUGAAACCAUCUACAUUGAUAAAUUCUACAGCAACCAACAGAUCACUUCUUGUGAUGCAUGUUAAAGUUAUCGAUCGUGAAUUGACGAGGAAAAUAAUAGAAAAAUCCUUCAUAGGAUAUUGGACGCAAAUGUCCUCAAGCCAAUCCUCGACCUUGACUCAAUUAGGGUGAAUGUCGCGUUUCAUUGAAAGUCCAGUUUGAAGUGUACGUUUUCGGAACGUGCCCCUGAAAUACUGUAGCGUACAUUUCAUCGAUAUUUUUAACGUUGUGAAAUAAAAUGGUCUCGUUUUAAUGCAAAAUUCCACUUUUUUUUACUGUACGUCAGGCACCGCGUGGAGCUGGAAUCGAUCCCCUGGCAGCGCGGCCAAAAGUCCGAGUUGUCGUACCUCUGCACGUGCAGCCACUUGUUGAGCCAGGCGCUGACUGCCGUAUAAUACGGGCCACGAUCUCCUGAGCUGUCAUAAGACAUUCUGUUGCUCGUUCAUCUUAGACAUCCUUCCAGCUGAUCGUAACUGCACCGGAGACCGCGACUUUAGACCACGACAUUCAAACUGGCUGCUAUACUUCGCAUUCUUUGUGGAAUUUCAUAGAAAACCACAAGCUGCCUCAAUUUGAACGGAGAUUUGGUUAUUAGCGGCAAGUGAUGCUGUACCCGAGAUGAUGGAGUGGACAAGCCAACCCUUUUCCUCGGUAGCCCCCUUCCUAAUCUCUAACAUUCCCCCCACUUGGUCCACCCUAGCCUCUUCUUACAUUGUUCCUAACCACACGCAAUUUGGAUUAGGCUGCUCGUCGAGCGGUGGAAGGAACAAUUCGGGAUGUCACAACGUUGGUACCAGACGAGGUUUGGUCAGCCGGCAAAAUGGCCGAAAACACAAGUUGUUUUCUGAACACCACAAACGCAAAAGAAAACACAACAACACACACAGGAGAGGUACGCUACGUAACAACGAAGCAAAGAUGUCCACCGUCGAACCUCACUUACAACCUAAGCUGCCGACCCUUGAUUCCCACGGUGUCCAAUAUUACCAAUUCUUUGCCAUGCUGUUGCCCUCCAUCGAGCCUAACAGGCAGAAACUUGCCUUAGAGAGUGUAGCUUUGAAACGUCUAUCUCAUAAGUCUAGCGAAACAUCAAGUAUUUCUAUACCCCUAAAAGCAACUAUUAAUUUCAUCGGGAGCAACGACUCGCUAUGGGAGAGCGCUAUCGUAUUCGAUGACGAAACAGCAUCUCAAGAACCUUACUCACCGACUCAGGUUAGUCCCAGCAACUGGAGUACACCUAGACUGGUACCUUUCAUUCGAACGAUCAAAAGUACUAAAGACUUACAACCAAAUGAAGUAUUACCUGCGUUAAUUUCUCAAGAUAUUCGUAGGAACAAUAUUGAAGUCCGAAAAAACAUCAAAACUCAAAAACUCCAAAGCUCGAUGGCUCGUUCAAUGGAUGAACUUAAAUCUGGUUACCAUCCUGACAAACACCUGCCAUCCGAAUCUGAGGGGAGUCCUGGGGAUGAAUUGGGCAAGCUUGACGUUCCAGGUAACGCUGAUUCACGGAUUGAAGAUUCAUCUGCAUUAGAGGAUUUCUUAGCUCACCGUGAAUUUUUUCAUGCGCGGGCAUUGGAAGAUACGCAGAAGCAAUCGAUGCUCUCAUCGCAGGGUCAGAUGAAUGGUUUUGCAAACCUGGACAGAGAUGCAAGAACAUAUAACUCCAGAAAUCAAAAUGUUGAUAGGACCCGUCCAACUGACAUCUGGAGUGGUGUGCUAAGAAGCAGGCAUGUCGAUGUAGUUAACUUCACUUUGCACCAUAGCGUUCGUGGCAAUGAACGUUCGCAAGUGAGAGAAGAUGGGGAAAUAGAUGCUGAGAAUGCUAAUGAAAUUAACUUCAAUAAUAAAAUCUCACAGAACAGCAUCCCCACUCUGGACCCUGAAGAAGAAGAGGAGAGACUCAUUUUUUUGAAGACUAAAGAAGAGCAGAUCACCAUACCCCAAAAGACACAAAUCAACGAUCCUAUCUUCCCUAGAAAAAAAGGGAAGCACGGAGAAGACUCUCCUGGUGGGGAGGAGGAUGACGAAGAAGCCAAAAAAGAGUGGGAUAGGUUAGGCCAAUUGAUCGUCGUAGUGUCCAUGGCAGCCCUCGGGACGGUGGGCAACAUCUUUGCCAUAGCCGCCCUCAUCACCGAGGCCAGCUUACGAAAAGCGGGUAACAUCCUGCUGGCGAACCUGAUGGUGGCGUGCCUGCUGGUGACGGCAGGGGUGCUGCCCACGGACCUGAUCGAGCUGCUGGCGGGCUGGACGCACCCUUCCCCGGUGUGCAAGCCUGCGUGGGUGCUCACUAUUCUGGCUGCCCAUACGGCGCUUUUAACACUGCCGUGCCUUGCUUGGGAGAACCAUGCAAGACAACACUCAACUCGACCACUGCCAGGAGGGGUUUUGGUGGCCAUGGUCAUUGCUUCCUGGUGUGCAGCCUUCAGCCUAACCGCAGCCCAAUGGGCGGGUGGCUUUGGGCCCACUCAUUGUGUACUGAGUUCGGGAUUGGCUACACAGGCCUCGAUGACAGCGGUUGUGGGGGUGCCUCUGGUAGUGAUCCCAUUGCUGAUGAUGGUGGUUGUUCACUCACAUACCCUCCUGCACACCCCCAGCUCCGUACCUGCCAACAAACGGUGUUCAGAGGAAGACUCUUCUGAGGCCAACAUCGCUCUCAAGAAAACAUGUCCACAGAAAGACCUCGCUUUGGUCGCCACAAACCUUGCAGUGGGGGUGAUCACAGGAGGGCUUUGGGCGGGGGGCGUGGCAGUGGACUGGUGGGGAAGUUCAGAGGGAAGUUUAACGUGGUUGCCAUCCAUCGCUGCUUCGUCAUGCGGGUUCCUGUACGCGGUACAUCGGCCCUUCAGGGACGCCUACUACCAGCUCUUCAACUACUGCUGCUGCAAAACCACCGUCAGUAUGGCGCGCAGGGGCAGGAGCGAGACGCCCAUGGAGUUGUACGCAGGGUACGCGUCCACAAGUACUGCUCGUAGCACCACAGAGCACGUGAGGGUACAUGUACUGCCGCCCUACAACAUGUACUCCCAGUCCAAGGCUCUGCCAGUGGCACAGUACAGCUCGAGCAAGCCCUCAAGAUCCAAGGACCGCCGCCACAAGUCAACAAAUAAAAACGAAAUCUACGAACUCUGAAUUUUUACACUAUCAAUUGCAUCGAUUUUGUAUGCUGGUAAAGUUUUUCAAGAAGCGGGUAAAGCUGAAGAGAAGUUAAUUAAGUUCACAUAAAGUUACAGGUGUCUGGUGUGGCCUGCAGUUACUGGUGUGGCGCGUAGUUACUGGUGUGGCCUGCAGUUACUGGUGUAGCGUACAGUUACUGGUGUGGCCCGAAGUUACUGGUGUGGCGAGCAGUUACUGGUGUGGCCAGUAGUUCUGGUGUGGCGUGCAGUUACUGGUGUGGCCCGUAGUUACUGGUGUGGCCCGUAGUUACUGGUGUGGCCCGUAGUUACUGGUGUGGCGAGCAGUUACUGGUGUGGCCCGUAGUUACUGGUGUGGCGAGCAGUUGCAGUCCAAUUUAACGGAGCGCUGCCAUUGUACGAGGACGCGUUGCCAUUGUAUGAGGAAGCGUUAACCUUUAUAACGAAGCGUUGCCAUUGUAAGACGUUAUAAUUAUAUGACGCGAAUUUGUUCCGUCAGAUAAACUCGAGCUGACGUUGCUUCGUCCCACGCGUUUUACGUUACUUCGAUUAACGCGGUGUAACUUUCGUAAUAUAACACUAUAGCAUUACUGUAUAGAAAUAGCGUAUUAUUACUGUGUGGGAUUAGCGUAUUAUGCAUAAUCAUUGUACGAGAGGAAGAAACACAGCUAGCUACAGGCCCUCUAUAAAUAUCUGAGUAACAAUGAACGUGAUGAUGAAAUUUAUUUAUCAUUUCAGCCUCACAGAGUGGAUAAAUCCAAUAAAUACAGAGCUGGGUUAAUGUUACUACGUCAAGCAGAUUGAUAAAGGGCAUUCAGAAAAAAGUAUUUUGUUAACAUUUUUCAAUUUUUUUAUGUCUCACAAUUGAUGAUAAAUAAAUCGACAUCAUAAUUAAGAAUUUAUAUGUAGCAGGUUAACGGAGCAAAAAGUAAAGUUUGUUUCGAAGACGCUCUAAAGGGGUAACUCGUUAAUAUUAUUAGCUUGCCACAUGAAGUAAAGGUAAAGGGUUACGAACUUAUAUAAUUCUGAUGCUACAUGCAGUAAGGGAAACUCACUAAUAUUAUUAUUAUGAUGCUACAUGCAGUAAGGGAUAACUCGCCAAUAUUAUUNA